AUGUUUGGAUUUUAUUUAGCCCUAGUUCUGCUUCCUUAUACCACUAAAGGAGAGACACCGACCGGGAGUUGUAAAGAUAUUUUAAAAGGUUAUCUAACAGGACAACUGUCGUCUGUUCUGGGGGCAUAUCAGAUAGAAGCUUUAAAAGAAGAAUUCAAAAGCUUCACUUAUCUCAUUGAGAAAUCCAUGAAAAAAUUCAAGGGGCAAGUGAAUGUACGCAUACAAUCUUCAGGUAUCGGAAACAAAAACAUUGUAUACACAAGGUGGGGAAAGAGGACGUGCCCUGGAAAUGCAAAUUUAGUUCAUUCUGGAUAUGCUGCAGGAUCACAUUAUACCCAUAAAGGAGCGGCUGUAGAUCCUCUUUGUUUACCAAGAAAUCCAGAAUGGGGAGAGUAUAUAGACGGACACGAUGGAUCAAAGGCUUUUAUAUAUGGAGCAGAAUAUGAGACCAGUGGCUUUACGAGUCGCUUUAAUCCAUAUCAAGACCAAGAUGUUCCCUGUGCCAUUUGCCUUUUUAAGAAAAGAUCCGUAGUACAAAUGUUUCCAGGAAGAAAAACCUGUUACAAAGGAUGGAACCUCGAGUACCAGGGCUACCUAAUGGCUGGGUACCAUGAUUAUCCUGCUGGGACAACUUACAACUGUGUUGACAAGAAUCCUGAAACCCUGCAUGGCGGUAGAGCUAGAAAAUUCGGCUACCUGUUUUACUUUGUAGAAGCUGUCUGUGGUUCAUUGAAAUGACCACCAUACGUCCAAGGAAGAGAACUAAUGUGUGUUGUCUGUUCCAAACAUUAAAGAAAGAAGUAAACUCA
Messenger RNA from Saccostrea cuccullata (small rock oyster), 809 nucleotides. RefSeq lists its product as uncharacterized. The transcript has 4 exons. The coding region runs from base 1 to 738 and encodes 245 amino acids. The record is from RefSeq and is a predicted model, not a curated record. NCBI's taxonomy places the organism in Eukaryota, Metazoa, Mollusca, Bivalvia, Ostreida, Ostreidae.